ACGUCGGAUCUGCUCGAGUGGUACGAUCAAGACGUGAUGGAUGCAACAAUGACCGCUCUGAAGGAGUUCCAAGAACGCGACAGCGGCUGGGCGUUGACGCAGAUACAGAACCUCACAGUGAAUGUGAACAGUCAUAAUCCGAUGCGCGCGGGAUGUCAGGUCCAGAUGCCGCUGGUCGCCGCGUUGUAUCCAAGUGCCACAAAUCCUCAACAAAAAGCACAGUAUCCCGCGUACGCGAGUGUAUUGAACUUUGAUGGAAUAGAGUUUUCAAUGACAUUGCAUCAAAUCGCGCGUUUCGAAAGCAACAACAACGUGUCUGUAAACGUGUUUACGGCGGCGGAACAGGGAUAUAGAUACGUGCUGCUGCAACUCACAUCGAUCAAGAAGGACAAGCAUGUGAAUUUGUUGUAUGUUCCCGAUCACCACGAUGGACAUGUGGGACACUUCGGAUGUCUACACUACUUCCACACGAGCGAGAAGCUGGCGGAACACAUCGUGGAUUGUGAACAAUUGAACAACAGUGCAAUCGUUCUUCCCGCUAAGGGAAAGAACCGUUUGAGAUUUGAGAAUUACAACAACAAGGAACGUGUUCCAAUGGUGGUGUACGUUGACUUGGAGUGCGUACUCAAGAAACAGGACGAAGAGCAGAACGCAUUGAGCGCGCACAAGUACCAAAGACACAGUGUGUUCAGCAUCGGUUAUUACGCAAGCUGCGAGCACAUCGACAUCGGAUACAGAUCUCAUAGAAGCGAGAUCUGCGUGCAGUGGUUCGUGAACGAACUGUACGAUCUUGCAAAACGUGCGAAAACCUUGUUCGUGAAAAACGCGCUCAUGGUUUACGUUCCCGUUGUGUUCCACGACUUGUCAGAAUACGACGCGCAUUUUAUUAUCAAGGAUGUGGCCACCGCUUUUGAGGCUGAGAUCACCGUGCUGCCCGUGACGAAAGAGACCUACAUAUCGUUCACGAUACAUGUGAACAGUACGCGGGACAAAGACAAUCAGAGCGAACUGCGUGUGACUCGAACGGAAUUCAGCGAUCUCUCCGCCAAGGACUUUGAACUGCUAACGCAAAAAGGUGUGUUUCCAUAUAAAUAUGUGGACAACGUCGACAAAUUGUUGGAAACAAGUCUGCCACCGCGCGAGGCGUUUUACAGUUCACUGACCGGUGAGACUGUGACGGAGAGCGAGUACGCGCACGCGACGAACGUCUGGCAACGAUUCAACAUCGACAAUUUGGGAUCUUACAGCGACCUGUAUCUGAAGACAGACGUACUUUUGCUAGCUGAUGUAUUAGAAAUUUUUUGUCGCGAGUGCCUCGCGAGUUACGGACUGGAUCCCGCGCGCUACUACACGCUGUCAGGAUAUACAUGGGACGCCAUGUUGAAGUAA
Pseudomyrmex gracilis is the source of this 1389-nucleotide messenger RNA. RefSeq lists its product as uncharacterized. The record is from RefSeq and is a predicted model, not a curated record. Gene Ontology annotation, biological process: DNA replication. Gene Ontology annotation, molecular function: nucleotide binding; DNA binding; DNA-directed DNA polymerase activity. The annotation marks the transcript as partial. The transcript is spliced from 5 exons. NCBI's taxonomy places the organism in Eukaryota, Metazoa, Arthropoda, Insecta, Hymenoptera, Formicidae.